AUGUCUGCCCAACCGAUCACGUUUCCAUAUCCCAUCGACAAGUCUUGCACUGUCAAUGUUGACUUCAAGGGCAAUGAAUAUCUUCUACGCUGGGAUGGUGACUGGAAGAAGCUGCCAGAUUUGACACGGUUUCCACGAGUGGACGACGCUUCUGUUUCUCUAAUACCGCAUAGCUCAAAUGUUCAUAAGUUAUGGACAACGUCUCGACUUCUGAAAUAUGGAGCGGAUUCCCAUAUAAGGGCUUUAGAUUCUUGCACAGACGGAUACCCAAUCUGCAAAGUCGCGAUUAAUGAUCGUCAAAGACGCUUACUUCAACAGGAGUUCGCAAUUCUCCGGCAUUUAUCGUCAAACGAAGUUCCUGUUGUUCGUACACAUCGAGAGCCAUUAGUCGAUGAACAAGGCAUCUUUGGAUUCAGAAUGGAGAGACUCGUCGACAUUGAUUUAGGCAAUGCGACGGAGCAUAUACACGAGAUUGAAAAGGCAAUCGAAGAAGUGCAUCGAGGUGGUGUUGUGCACCAUGACAUCUCUCCAAGCAAUCUAAUGCUGAAUCAGGAAGGGUUCAUUACUGUCAUCGACUUCGGUCGGGCUGGAUACAUUGGGCAGGAAGUACCUGAAGACUUUAGAGCAAAGGAGAAUGAGAUUUUCUCAGUCGAUUCUGACAACAACGCCUUGAAAAAAAUCAUUGAUAUAUACUCCCGCAAAGGGUGCUUCAGCUCACAGAACUUUGAAGCUUGA
Messenger RNA from Pseudogymnoascus destructans, 735 nucleotides. RefSeq lists its product as uncharacterized. Gene Ontology annotation, biological process: protein phosphorylation. Bases 1 to 735 code for a protein of 244 amino acids. Lineage: Eukaryota; Fungi; Ascomycota; Leotiomycetes; Thelebolales; Thelebolaceae. Gene Ontology annotation, molecular function: protein kinase activity; ATP binding. The record is from RefSeq and is a predicted model, not a curated record. The transcript is spliced from 2 exons.